GGCGUGGCGGUGGGCCGAGUGGCGUCAACACUGUACAGUUGUUGCAGGAGACGGUCGGCGAGAAGCUGGCUUGGUGGGUGUUAGGGAACCUGAGGAGGGAAGUGAAGUGGAUAUACUUUUAUUAUUUUUAUUUUAAACACCUUCCCGACCCCGUUUUCUUACUCCCCUUCCUCUUGACUAAAGUUUUAUUUUGUUUACGUUGUAGUUCGAAGGGAAGGGGGGGGGCAUAAGGGUAAAAGUAGUUUCGGUCGUCAGCCGUCAUGGGCCUGAGGAAGAAAAGCAAAAAUCCUGCCGUCUUCAGUCAUGAGUUCGUGAUCCAGAACCAUGCGGACAUCGUGUCGUGCGUCGCGAUGGUGAUUCUGCUGGGGCUGAUGUUCGAGAUCACAGCCAAGUUUGCUAUCAUGUUCAUCAUCGUACAAUACAAUGUCACACACACCAACAUAGGUGAAGAAAUUGAUUCUGUCAGCUUCUAUGAAUAUGGAUUUAAAGACUUGGCCACCAUAUUCUUUUAUAUGUUGAUAGCUAUCAUUCUACAUGCUGUGAUACAAGAGUAUAUUCUUGAUAAAAUAAACAGACGGUUACAUUUGUCCAAAACGAAGCACAGUAAAUUCAAUGAAUCUGGCCAGCUGGCAUUCUUCUAUUUGUUCUCCUUUAUCUGGGGCGGAAGCAUCCUGACUGGAGAGAAAUUUACUACUGAUCCUACUCUCUUAUGGGAAGGAUAUCCACACACUCAUAUGUUUUUUCAGGUGAAGUUUUUCUACAUUUGCCAGAUUGCCUAUUGGCUCCAUGCAUUACCUGAGCUCUAUUUUCAGAAAGUUAGAAAGGAGGAUAUCGCUCGACAGCUGUACUACAUUUGCCUUUACAUAUUCCAUAUUACUGGUGCCUAUAUAUUGAAUCUUCACAGACUGGGCUUGACUCUCUUGGUGCCACAUUACCUGGUAGAGCUCUUGUUUCAUGCAUCACGAUUAUUCUACUUCAGUGAUGAGAACAAACAAAAGGGCUUCACUCUCUGGGCUCUACUUUUCGUAAUGGCUCGCCUCCUCACUUUGACUCUGUCUGUCCUCACGUUUGGUUUUGGCCUUGCAAGAGCAGACACUCGAGACUUCUCAGUUGCAAAUGGAAAUUUCAACACGCUGACUGUCAGGAUUAGUUGCUUAGCUGCUAUUUGCCUAACACAAGCAUGGAUGAUGUGGAAGUUUAUCAAUUUCCAGCUGAAGAAGUGGAGGGAACACACCCAGAAUCAGAUCCCCAGAAAGAAAGUAGCGAAUACCAAGAACAAGCCUUCAAAAAAAGAGUAUAACAAGGCUAAUGCAUCAAACGGAACAGUGAAAACAGAAAGUGGAACUUCACCACGUGCAAGGAAAGCAAAAGCUUCGUGAAGCUGGAUUUUAAAAAUUGGCAAAUUUGAGGGAAAAAGAAACUGAUGAUCACAAAUCUCUUCAAUCUUUUCACACCCCUAAACCACUCUACUUUCAUUUCUACAUGCUAAUCAGAGUUGAGCAAAGAAAGUGAUGGCAAACCCUGUUGAGACACUCUUUGUGUUCUUAUAAACGAAAAUGAGGUGAAACUCUUGCUGCUCCAAACAGAUUAGCUAUUGGAUUAGGCCUUGAGUGGUCAGUACUCAGCUUUGGGGUGUGCACAUGUAGUAUUUUUAUGUUCUUGUCAGUUUCGAAUGGUGGCUGGAGGACACAUGAAUGGUGAACAAGUAACUGUGCGAAUUGGGGUGCGAUAGAAAAUGACCAGUUGGAUGCCUUUACCAAAGGCUGUUUUGGGUCCAGUUACCAAGACAGUAGGCAUGAAUAUUGGAAUUGCUAACAGUGUGUUCGGAAUUAGAUAUGAAAAUUGUCUUAUUACCUGGAGACUGGGCCAAUCACAGCUGCGUUGUUAUUCUUUAAUUUUCUGUUUCCUGCCCCUUUCUGAUGCUUGUAAUGUUGUGAUGCUUAGAUUUCAAAGUAUAAACACACCAGAUCCCAACAAACUGUGAAUACAAGUUCAAAUGAGAAUUGUAACUGUUCCCACACUGUUUUUCCAAUCUUGAAAAAUGAGUCAGCAUCACCCUGGCUGGAUAUUAUCUAUCAGUCUCCGUUUUUGCACAAAAGAUAUGUUGACCUGAAGUAAUCAUGAUGUUCCUGAAAAUAAUAAGGGCACAUGAUUGGAGCAGUAUCCACACUACAAAAACUGGUUUAGACCCCAAUAUUUUUUGGUAGAUUGUUCAAACAUACAGUCACUUUUGCUGUAGAGUUUCCGCAGCUUGUUCAAUCCAUUGUGUUAGGAUUUUUCUUUUUUUCAUAAAAAGUUUGAUAAAUGCUGCCAUUUAUACUCCAAACUUUUAUGUAGGGUUUUGUUUUACUUUUGUGGCUUUAGAAGAUAAUGUACGCAUUUGACAUGCAAUCUUUACCCCCUCCCUCAAGUUUUAAGUGCCCUUGAUAAAAAAUGUAAAAAUGAUCAGCCAAAAACACCCAUCUUGCAACUGUACAGGAACUCAGCAAAAUGUUCUUUUCAAGGGGGAGGCUUUUUAAUUUUUUGAGUAAGAAAAUGAUCCUUUCAUGUUUAGCGUUUUGCAUUUUUAGUUGCUUUACCCGUAGAUGUGUGAUGGGAACUGUGCCUUAAUCUUGACCAGAUAUUGUCGUCUUCUCUAUUUUUAACAUGAAAAGGCAUCAGAGUUUCUAAACCAUCAUGACCCUAGUCCAUUUCACUGUUUAUUAUUUUCAUCUCAAACAAGAGUGGCUUGAGCAUUUUUAAACUAAUGUUUAUUUUAAUCAAAGAAGAAAUUCUUCUGUUUCAUGUGGCUCUGGAACAUAGUUGUCUUAAAUGGUGUUUAUCACCAAUAAUAUUUUACAUAACAGGUAAAUAUUUUAAAACAGAUCAUCUUCAAAACAUACAUUGUGGGGUCUGCUUUGCCCCAUAAUCUUCCCUGCUGAAAGACAAUUAAAUGAUUUAUAGAUUGUUUCUCUGUUAGCCUUCUCCCAACUUAUUUUCCUUGUUUAGGAUCCCCAUAUUUAGGAAAAUGUAGCACAUUUUUACUUUGGGGUUUAUAAGAGAGAAGAGUAAAGAUGUACAAGACUAUUUUUACACUCUCUUUUUGGUUAACAGAUACUGUUUAACAUAUAUACACCCACAAAAAUUACUUUGUACCAAUUUAUCACUUUGACAAAAGUUGUGCAAUGGGAAGAUACCUCUUAAUAGUUUGUUCUUUAUUUUCUACCAAGUACAUCAAAUAAUUUCAUCAAGCUAACCCAAAUUGGACAUUUUGCGACACCUAAAUAGAGCCUUAUUUGUUGGCCAUUUAGCUUUCUCAGAAUCCCUUGUAUGCACAUACUGAAGUUAUAGUGCAUUUGUGUAUAUCAGACCUACCAAAUGAGCUUGUGUACACAGGCUUGCUUUCCUAACUGUCUGUACCAAGUCACCACAUGUACACAUCCUUGCUUACAGAAUCGCCUUAUAUAUGAGCCUACGCUGAUUCUUUUGUCCUGAAUCAGUGUAUAUCUAUUUCAUUAUAUCAAAACGCUGGUGUGUACAGAUGUAUUGACCAUGUGCCAUAUUGGGAAUGUAUGCAAAGACAUGCAUGUGCCCAAUAAACUAAUAGUUUAAUCUGUCUAUAUUGAAUCACCAUGUACACCAUUUAUUUAUAUAAAUUCAACUGUGUACACUCUCUUGUAUUAUGAACCACUGAGUAGAAUCAACUUAGCUGUUUGUCUUUCUAUGCAAGUAGAAAGUUUUAAGGUUCUUGUAAAUCUCUAUGAACAAUUCCAUGAAUUGUUUCCUUAAACAAUGUUGAGGUGAAUCCCACUAUUACAUACUGAUUAACACAAUGUGUUGGUGCCUGAAUUGGAGCACAGUCCAAGCUUCUCAUCCCUGCCUGCUGCUUUGAAUGUUGCAUGUAGAAUCAACAUACAGGAAGGUAAAAUAUUUGAUCAAAUGCUGUUCGACUAUUUUGUUCUUGCGUUUGGAGUGGAGGAUAAAAUUUCACAUGACAGUGGUUUCACUGUUUUCACCUUAAUUGUAGUAUCCCAGAUCUGUGACAGUGGAUGGGAAGUUUCCUCUUUUCUAUGUUGGAACAUUUGUAUACAGACAUUAAUUGCAUAUUUUCUGUAGACUGGAUAAAAGAUGCUACUGUGUGACUGCUACUGUGCUUAAUCGGUACUUUAGGGAGGACAUCCUGUGUGACUGACAGGAUUGGCAGAGUUGACAAGAAUAUUGAUUUUAUUCAUAAGGAAAUACUGAAACUUCAGUGAGAUAUCAAAAAGCAGACGUUUCCCAGUCUAUUUUCUUAAAAGUAUAUAUAAAUAAAAUUGAUUGUGCUUUUUUUUAAAAAGAAAAGGGGACAUUAUCAGUGAACAGCUUAUACUUUAUUAUGUUGACAUGAGACAAAACCAUUUAGCCGGUUACAGUAAAAAUGACAAUAGUCCUGAAUCUCAGAAGCCUUUCUGAACUCAGUCGUGUAAAUGUUGUUCAUUUUGUUUUUCUGAUACAUUUUGUGAAUCAAUGUAACUGUAAUAGCUUCUAGUUCCCAGACCAUUUGCUUUUGCCUUCUGAUAAAUUUGUAGCUAGGGCAGUGGGAGAUGUGUUUAUUUCUCUACUGGUACAACAGAAGAUAAUUCAAGGUGACUUUUAUUUAACUUUACAUAGUUUGUUAUUUUUGUUAUUAUUGAGUUCUAGGUUAUAGAACAAUGUCAUGUUUUUGAGUUGCUACUCUAAACAUGUUAGAAUACCAAGCUCUUGUGUAUGUUUGAUGGCAGGGUCUUGUAAGUUUAACAUACAUUUGAAUCUGUUAUAAAACCACUAUUUCUGCAAUCUGGAAAAUAAAUUUGUUGCCUCAUCUGUGACAUUUUAA
Stegostoma tigrinum is the source of this 4834-nucleotide messenger RNA. RefSeq names its product translocating chain-associated membrane protein 1-like 1. Gene Ontology annotation, cellular component: endoplasmic reticulum membrane. Gene Ontology annotation, biological process: SRP-dependent cotranslational protein targeting to membrane, translocation; protein insertion into ER membrane. NCBI's taxonomy places the organism in Eukaryota, Metazoa, Chordata, Chondrichthyes, Orectolobiformes, Stegostomatidae. The record is from RefSeq and is a predicted model, not a curated record. Bases 261 to 1379 code for a protein of 372 amino acids. The transcript has 11 exons.